Neltuma alba is the source of this 1197-nucleotide messenger RNA. Its product is annotated as GDSL esterase/lipase At1g71691. Bases 1 to 1197 code for a protein of 398 amino acids. Gene Ontology annotation, molecular function: hydrolase activity, acting on ester bonds. NCBI's taxonomy places the organism in Eukaryota, Viridiplantae, Streptophyta, Magnoliopsida, Fabales, Fabaceae. The transcript has 5 exons. The record is from RefSeq and is a predicted model, not a curated record.
AUGAACAUCACGGUUAUUGUUUCCUUUAUCUGUACGUUGAUCACAUCUCUAGUUUUUCAUGCCAGAGGUCUGCAUUAUCAAUACCCUGAGGAACUGUACGUCGCUCCGUCACAAGCCUACAUUCCCUCAAUGUCACCUUCUCACGAUUCUUCGAAUUCUCCGUCUUCUAGUCCUUUAGCCCCCGCCUUGUUCGUCAUCGGAGAUUCCUCUGUUGAUUCCGGUACCAACAACUUUCUCGGCACAUUUGCCCGCGCCAAUCACCUUCCUUAUGGCCGAGACUUCGAUUCCCGCCAACCCACUGGACGCUUCUGCAAUGGCAGGAUUCCCGUCGACUAUCUUGCUCUGCGUCUCGGCCUUCCUUUUGUCCCAAGUUACCUUGGGCAGACUGGGGAUGUGGGGGAUAUGAUUCACGGCGUAAAUUACGCUUCUGCUGGCGCUGGCAUUAUUCUCUCAAGCGGCUCAGAAUUGGGUCAGCAUAUCUCCUUCAAUCAGCAAAUUCAGCAGUUCAGUGACACCAUUCAGCAGUUCAUUCUAAGUAUGGGCGAGGAUGCUACAACCAGUCUCAUAUCCAAGUCUGUGUUUUACAUUUCAAUUGGAAUCAACGACUAUAUACAUUACUACCUGCUCAAUGUAUCUAACGUGGAUAAUAUGUACCUCCCAUGGAGGUUCAACCAGUUUUUAGCAUCUUCAGUGACACAAGGGAUAAAGAAUUUAUACAACGCAAAGGUUAGGAAAGUGGUGGUUAUGGGACUUGCACCAAUUGGCUGUGCUCCGCACUACUUGUGGCAGUAUGGUAGUAAAGAUGGAGAGUGCAUCGAGCAGAUAAAUGACAUGGUGAUGGAGUUUAAUUUUCUCAUGAGAUACAUGAUAGAGAAGCUUACUAAGGAGUUAGCUGAUCUCAAUAUCAUCUUCUGUGAUGUUUUGCAAGGUUCCAUGGAUAUUCUAAAGAACCAUGAACGUUACGGCUUUAAUGAGACUAAGGACGCAUGCUGUGGAUUUGGGAAGUACAAGGGGUGGAUCAUGUGUUUAUCGCCAGAAAUGGCGUGCAGUAAUGCUUCCACCUAUAUAUGGUGGGACCAGUUCCAUCCAACUGAUGCAGUGAAUGAAAUUCUGGCAGACAAUGUAUGGAAUGGCCUGCACACUAGAAUGUGUCAUCCUAUGAAUUUGAAAGACAUGGUAAUCGACAAGGACGAAUAG